UUACUCCACUAGUGCGCAGGCCCCGACGGGAGCGCGCACCGAGGAGCUGAGGGAGGGGUCACGAACUCUGACCCCCCCCCCCAAAUACACAAACGCAGAAAGCUCCUUACCCCCAUUUUUUCUUAACCCUCCCUGCUUCAGCUUUCUCCAACGUGUCUCUUCCCGGAGUCCCCCGCCCCAGCAGCCGCCGCAGUGGGACUGACCGGUCUACGCCCGGCACAGAACGUAGCUCGGUAGAGAAGCGCCGGUAAGAGCCGGGACAUUUUGGCAAUUAAAUCAUGGCAACGAUAGAAGAAAUUGCACAUCAAAUUAUUGAACAGCAGAUGGGAGAGAUUGUUACUGAGCAGCAAACUGGCCAGAAAAUCCAGAUUGUGACAGCACUUGAUCAUAAUACCCAAGGCAAGCAGUUCAUUCUGACAAAUCACGAUGGCUCUACUCCAAGCAAAGUCAUUCUGGCUAGACAAGAUUCUACUCCAGGAAAAGUUUUCCUCACAACCCCAGAUGCAGCAGGUGUCAACCAGUUAUUUUUCACAACUCCUGAUUUGUCUGCACAACACCUCCAGCUCUUAACAGAUUCUUCCUCAGAACAAGGACCAAAUAAAGUUUUUGAUCUUUGCGUUGUAUGUGGAGACAAAGCAUCAGGGCGUCAUUAUGGAGCAGUAACUUGUGAAGGCUGCAAAGGAUUUUUUAAAAGAAGUAUCCGAAAAAAUUUAGUUUAUUCCUGUCGAGGAUCAAAGGACUGUAUUAUUAACAAACACCAUCGAAAUCGCUGUCAAUACUGCAGGUUACAAAGAUGUAUUGCGUUUGGAAUGAAACAAGACUCUGUUCAGUGUGAAAGAAAACCCAUAGAAGUAUCAAGAGAAAAAUCUUCCAACUGUGCUGCUUCAACAGAAAAAAUCUACAUUCGAAAAGACCUUCGAAGUCCAUUAGCUGCAACUCCAACUUUUGUAACAGACAGUGAAACUGCAAGGUCAGCAGGACUGUUAGAUUCAGGAAUGUUUGUGAAUAUUCAUCAGUCUGGAAUAAAAACUGAGUCAGCUGUGCUGAUGACACCAGAUAAGGCUGAAUCAUGUCAGGGAGAUUUAAGCACAUUGGCCAGUGUGGUUACAUCAUUAGCAAACCUUGGAAAAACUAAAGAUCUUUCUCAAAAUAUUAAUGAAAUGUCUAUGAUUGAAAGCUUAAGCAAUGGUGAUUCCUCUUUGUGUGAAUUUCAUCAAGAAAUGCAGACUAAUGGUGAUGUUUCAAGGGCAUUUGACACUCUUGCAAAAGCAUUGAAUCCUGGAGAGAGCACAGCCUGUCAGAGCUCAGUAGAGGGCAUGGAAGGAAACGUACACCUAAUUGCUGGAGACUCGAGCAUAAAUUACAUCGAAAAAGAGGGGCCACUUCUCAGCGAUUCACAUGUAGCUUUCAGGCUCACCAUGCCGUCUCCUAUGCCUGAGUACCUGAACGUGCACUACAUUGGGGAGUCUGCCUCCAGACUACUGUUCUUAUCAAUGCACUGGGCACUUUCAAUUCCUUCCUUCCAGGCUCUUGGGCAAGAAAACAGCAUAUCAUUGGUGAAAGCCUAUUGGAAUGAACUUUUUACUCUUGGUCUUGCCCAGUGCUGGCAAGUGAUGAAUGUAGCAACUAUAUUAGCAACAUUUGUCAAUUGUCUUCACAGUAGCCUUCAACAAGAUAAAAUGUCAACAGAAAGAAGAAAAUUAUUGAUGGAACACAUCUUCAAACUACAGGAGUUUUGUAACAGCAUGGUUAAACUCUGCAUUGAUGGAUAUGAAUAUGCCUACCUGAAGGCAAUAGUACUCUUUAGUCCAGAUCAUCCAGGUUUAGAAAACAUGGAACAGAUUGAGAAAUUUCAGGAAAAGGCUUAUGUGGAAUUCCAAGAUUAUAUAACCAAAACCUAUCCAGAUGACACCUACAGGUUGUCCAGACUACUACUCAGAUUGCCAGCUUUGAGAUUGAUGAACGCUACCAUCACCGAAGAAUUGUUUUUCAAAGGUCUCAUUGGCAAUGUACGAAUUGACAGUGUUAUCCCACAUAUUUUAAAAAUGGAACCUGCAGAUUAUAACUCACAAAUAAUUGGUCACAGCAUUUGAAAGCUGAGAUCUCAAUGUAAACUGAUUGUUCUUUCCCAGAACGCAAGAAGACACCAAAUUGAACUCAUUGCUUCCAGGACAUCUGGAAAGUUUUACUUUAGAGAGUAACCAAAAACCAAGGUGUUUUUAACUUCCUUAAGAAGAAUUUCUGAAGUGACUGGUCAGAUAGCAGGAAUUAGAAUUUCCCUUCCUGUCUUAUUUAAAUGAAUAAAAAUUACUAUGAAUUUAUUAUUGGUUAAGAUGACACCUCUAAAGCUGUCGCCUCUUGACUAAGCUUUCUCAUUUUAUUUUAUAAAAUAAAUAAAUAAGUCUCUUUUUUCCCCCCAGAA
Messenger RNA from Camelus dromedarius (Arabian camel), 2422 nucleotides. It is a transcript of the gene NR2C1, whose product is annotated as nuclear receptor subfamily 2 group C member 1. The transcript is spliced from 14 exons. Lineage: Eukaryota; Metazoa; Chordata; Mammalia; Artiodactyla; Camelidae. Bases 279 to 2093 code for a protein of 604 amino acids. Gene Ontology annotation, molecular function: nuclear receptor activity; RNA polymerase II cis-regulatory region sequence-specific DNA binding; zinc ion binding. The record is from RefSeq and is a predicted model, not a curated record. Gene Ontology annotation, biological process: cell differentiation; anatomical structure development; negative regulation of transcription by RNA polymerase II.